This is a messenger RNA of Malania oleifera, 606 nucleotides long. RefSeq lists its product as uncharacterized. The record is from RefSeq and is a predicted model, not a curated record. The coding region runs from base 1 to 606 and encodes 201 amino acids. Gene Ontology annotation, molecular function: nucleic acid binding. Lineage: Eukaryota; Viridiplantae; Streptophyta; Magnoliopsida; Santalales; Ximeniaceae. The transcript has 2 exons.
AUGAACCGGAAAAUACUGCACGGCCUGAUGAUGCGACUCGUAUCUAUGCAAGGCAGAUGGACAGAGGAACUCCCUUCGGUCAUAUGGGCAUACCACACCACCAAGAGAGCGCCAAUAGGGGUAAGCCCGUUCAUGCUCGUCUUUGGCGCAGAAGCGGUCAUCCCAGCCGAAGUAGGGAUCCCCUCUUGGCGAAGGCAACACUUUAAUGAACAGGCCAACAAUGAAGAGCUCAGUUCAAAAAUUGACUUAUUGGAGGAGAGACAAGAUCAAGCUAGCCUAAGAGUUGCAGCAUACCAGCAGAGGGUAGCAAAAUACUACAACAAUCGCGUCAAAGUGCGAAAUUUUCAGCCCGAAGACUUGGUUCUAAGGAAAACGCAAAAAAGCCCAACAGAGUCGGGGUUGCACAAGCUAAAGCCAAACUGGGAGGGUCCAUAUAGAGUUACAACCAAGAUAAAGCCGGGAACAUACAAGUUGGAGGAUUUCGGGAAGCAUCAGCAGCAGGAACAACCUCUCUGGAAGGUACCUCCUCCCUAUGAAUACGCUCAAUCUCAGUUUGUAGGGCCCGCUCGCAGAUCUCGGCAUCAUGAAGUUCAUUCUGAGCAAUGA